AUGACGCGUUCUCCAACUUUGAUUCUCUCGCACUUAAUUAAAACUAAAAUCCUAGAAGAUAAUGGUGCGGAUGAAGUCCUAACAUUGCUUGAGCAUGAUGCUGCAUCUUCCAUCGCUGUAACAACUGUUUCUUCUUUCUCUACCGAUGGAAGUUUCCCAAGACUUGACUCAGAAUUCAAAAUAAACUGGAUGAUGCAAGCUAUAGCGUAUUGCUUUUCAUUAUCAACGCUAUAUCAAGAUGCUAUUUCAACAGCUUUAGAUAUCUUUCAUCGCUGGUUGACUAGCUCUAACUUUUUCAAGGAUAAAGAAACACACAACAAGUAUGCUCAACAAAUCUUUCGUUACAUGUCAUUAGUUGUUGAUUUUCAAAAUGAUAAUUUAUAUCCAGGUGCAAGACAGAAACUGAUUGAAAAAUUGCAGCGUGUUUUACGUGAUUGCAUUACAAAAUCGAGUUAUUUCGACGAACAAACAUGGGAUACUUUAAUUCGUGUCCUAAUUGGCUGUUCUGACUUCCUAACAACAGAAUACAUUGUUCAAACACUGUCAGAUACUAUAAGAAUUCCUCUUCUCGAGAAAUUCUUGGAAUUGACAUUUUUAACAAUUUCUUUUUCGAAAUUGACAACAGAAACAGUUUGGGAACUAAUCAGGAAGUAUAUCUCAAAGUGGGCCUUUAUUGAACAGUUUAUGCAUAAAUGGAGCCUCGCAAUCCAAAACGAAUACGAAAUAAUUCUGACAACUUUAUUUAACGAUAAACUACAGAAGAACGAGAACAUUGAUAGGAAUAUAAUAUCCGGUGCUGCUUUCCGUAUCUCCCAGUACACAAAUUCCGUCAAUCCUGAUGAAAUUUCCAAAGAAAUUCCGUUAUUUACCAUUUUCUCUCUUAUGUUUGAAAAACUGAUGAAGAUCAGUCAGAACUUUGUUGAAAAGUGCAAAGACCUUUAUAUUCCUCGUUUUCCGGCAGAUUUGUAUUUUUCAUUAUUUGGCAAAAACAUUUUUGAGCCAUUUGCCAAGUACGAUCCUGUUCUCCUUAAAAUCCACUCAUCCAUUCUUAUGUUCAUUUGCGGUUCCUGGGACCUUUCCAACUCAAAAUGGGAACCAUACGUUUUGACAAUGGUUUUGAAGUCAAUUAAAGAGCAGAUGAAGUUCAUAACGGUUAUGACAGGCUACCAGUUACUGUCAGGAUACAUGAAUGACCAAAUUGUCGAUUCAUUUUUGAAUAUGUUAGUUGCACCAAAUCCAGUCUUCUAUACAGAUGAAAUUUAUUACUACAACUAUGCAAUUAUUAUACAGCAGUUGUCAGAAGUACGCUUAAUUGAUCAAUCAAUUUUCAGAAAUAUUAUUUCUGGAACGGAAGAAGCCAGAACGAUGUCUCUUGUAUUUAGCAUUGUUUCUAAGCAAGAUCCAUCUCUUUUCGUUGAAGAAUUGGCUAAAGUUAUUAACAAAUAUUCUUCAUCUUCUUUUGUUGAGAAUAUCAUACUUAAUGUCAACUUAAUUGUUGCAGCUUCCAUUCCAUUUAAUGAUAUUUCACUCAAACCAUACAUGGACAUUGUUCUUCCUGUGAUUUCUGAAAGAGGAUAUUCAAAUUCUGCUCUUCUUAUGUCAUUUUUAGUUCUUGUUGCACAGAUAUCACUGAUUGGCAACCAAGUUCUCAAAUCUGAUUUUACUGAGCAGUUUGUUCAAUUCGCUGACCAAAAUCAAAAUUCUGGUGUUAGCCGCUACAUCAAUUAUACUGUUGGAAUGCUUUGUGCGCUUCCUCUUGAUACAUCCCUUCUUAACAAUACCUCGUUUAUCCGUGCCGUUCCUCCAAAAGUAGAUGACAGAUUAUUAUUAAAGCCUGUGUUCUCAGUUCUUGUCGGAGAUGAUCAUUUGAUCUUUCUUGCAGGCGAUAAGACCCGUAAAUCGUCAUUUAUUGUUCACAUUAGAGAACCAAGGGGUUCAUUUGCCUUCGAAUUAACAGAUGAACCAGCCCCGAACAAUUUAUCAGAGAUACCAAAGCCAUCUGAUCUUCAUCUACCUCCUUCCACCGCUGUCAAUCCUGUUGAAUCAGAUCCAUGCAGAAUUGAAGGGGCAGAAGACAGAAUGAUGAAGGUCCAUGCAACAGAUAAAAGCUAUUCAGAGCCAAAUACCAAGAAAUACCAGCAUAUUUCCAUUCGUUCUGAACAAAAAGACGAUGAAGAAGGAAAAUUAGUCAUGUUACGCCACAAAUUCAUUGAUUUCCUGUUCCAAACUGGUCUCCAGAACAAUAUUUACAAGGUAGAUGAUGAAUUAUCUGUCAUUAAACAGUUCGAUGUGAUCGAAUCUGUUCCUAUCAUUCCAAUCAAGCUUAUCCACUUAUCCCAUGAGAAAAUUGAUGACGAAACACCUUCAUAUUCACGUUUCAAACAGAGUUUGGGAUCAUUAUUCAUUAAUAAUAAUCUUAUUUCGGAGAAUGGCGGAUCAUUACAGAGCAGAGUUGCUGAUAUGGGUGUUUGCAGGCUUAAUUUCGAUGCCAGAAACACUGAAUCAGAAAUAGCCGUCAUUUUCUCAGAAUCAUCAAUGAAUUUGAACACGAAAUCGCCAGAUUUCCCUCACCACAAGCUCACAAUCAUCGUAGAGCAACAUUCAGCAGAUGGAUACAGGAUCAGCGUUCUUUCUACGAGGAAAGCUUUCGUUUGGACAGAACCUGAAUUCAGAUUCAUCAAAUCAGCGAAUAUUGGAAAGGAAAUUGCAUCAAUUGCGUUCAUCUACUUCAUGACUGUUAAACCAGAGUCUGUUUUCAAAUCAAUAGAAAUGAGGAACGAAUUCUUCCAGAAAUUGAACAAAACAGCUCUGAAUCCUUUCGAAAUUGCAAAUAGUCUUCCACCUGAUAAUUUCAAACCAAUUUUGGUUUGA
Molecule: messenger RNA, 2871 nt
Organism: Trichomonas vaginalis G3
Lineage: Eukaryota; Parabasalia; Trichomonadida; Trichomonadidae
Exons: 1
Coding region: 1-2871 (956 amino acids)
Biological process (GO): activation of GTPase activity
Molecular function (GO): GTPase activator activity
Source: RefSeq, a predicted model, not a curated record